AUGAAGGUAUUUGUCAGGGGUUUUAAUCUGUACAAUCAAUUAAAUUCAAGGGAACAUGUGCUAAACAACUUCAGCCCCUCCAUCAAAAUAAAUGAUGCGGAAAGUUGUUUUAAGAUAGGUCACACAUUUUCAUUAAUUUACAGUAACAACCUUUUGAGAUUUUAUGGAAAAGCAAUGCCAAAAUAUUUGGACAGCAAAAAAUUAGAAAAUAUACUAAAUGUUUCAUGUAAUGACAACUUCAUUGUAUUGUUAAACAGUGAGGGCAAAAUGUUAAAAAUAGCAGUAGAUGAACCUCAGUUGAUUACUGAAAUACCAAAGUUUUGGAAUGAUGAGGAUAAAAUAAAACUUAUAAGUGUGGGUGAAACAAUGACAGUGGCUGUCACAGAGCUUGGAAAUAUAUAUACCAUAUCUGAACAACUGGAUUUUCGGAACCAAAAUAUUAAAGUUCUUAAAACUGGAAGAGAACAUUGCAUACUUCUAGAUGAUUAUGGUAAUGUUUAUUCAUUUGGCAGAGGAAGUCGAGGUCAACUUGGUCAUGGGACCUUAGAUGAUGAAAAGUCUCCUAAAUUAAUUAAUGCAUUGGCGGGCAUAAAAAUCAAAAAUAUUGCAGUUGGAGGGUGGCACUCUUUUGCAUUGAGUGUUGAUGGAGACUUGUACUGCUGGGGCUGGAAUGGUAAUGGGCAGCUUGGACUGUUUUCUGAUCCCAAUAGUCAAACAUUUAUGUCUGUUAUGGCUACACCAACAGUAGUUCAUAUCAAUCAUGGAGGUUCCGAACCCAAUGUCUUGAAAGUUGCUUGCGGGAGUCGACAUACCAUAGCAUUACUUGAUGACAACAAAAUACAUGGGUGUGGUUGGAACAAGUACAAACAGCUUACCGCUACAGAUGUAGAAAACUAUUACUCUUUUAUAUGUCUUCAUGACUUUUCAAACGAAAAAGUGUUAACACUAAUUUGCGGGCCAUGGUGUUCUGCCGUCUGCUGUGAAUAAGCUAAAAAAUGUCCUUUCAAUAGACUAGCUUAUUUUUAGAUAGUUGAUAAAUUUGUUUUCAAAUGUCUGUGAUAAAAUAUAAAAAAAUAACUUGUUAUAAUAAGUAAUUUUUUUCCCAUUAUAAACAGUGCAUAAUAAUAUUCGUUUUUCUCCAUAUGGGACAGGCAGCUAGAGUUGUGGUCAUUUUUUUUUGUGUAAAUUAAUCCUAUGUAUUCUAUUCGAGAAUUUCUUGAAGAGGGUUAGGAGUAAAUUGGAAAUAAACUAAUGAUAGAUAAUACUCUACAUUUGCAAGAUGUUACUUAAAAGAUUUUUAUCGAAUUUGGUCAAUUGAAACUACACAUUAUUAUUAAAUAAUGAUAGGAAACACCCUACAAUUGCUAGAAGUUAUUUAAGACAUUUUGAUCGAAUUUAACUACUCAAUUAAGAAGUUAUCAAUUGACACUACAGCCCAGCUACCUAAAUUACUCAAAAGUUGAUCCAAUCCAAUGAUAUUCGCUGGUUUGCAAAAAUGUACCCGAAAAUUAACGGUCGUAUAAAAAGUACAGUAUGCAAUACGUUUGGUAAACUUUUUAAGUCGCUCGUGUUCCAAAUGCCGUUUACCACACUUGUCACAUAAUAUACUGUUGUCGUCAGGUUUUAAACGUAUUCUGAACCAAAAUAUGUCCAUGAAACUUAUCUACAGCAGUACCAGACAAUUAAAUAAUAACCAACAUUAAAUAGCCUUUCUUCCAAAGAAACUUCCACAGGCUACUGUAAUACUAUUUUCCUACUCCCUUCUGUAAAAUACCUAAAAUACAGC
Cylas formicarius (sweet potato weevil) is the source of this 1786-nucleotide messenger RNA. RefSeq names its product RCC1 domain-containing protein 1. NCBI's taxonomy places the organism in Eukaryota, Metazoa, Arthropoda, Insecta, Coleoptera, Brentidae. The record is from RefSeq and is a predicted model, not a curated record. The coding region runs from base 1 to 987 and encodes 328 amino acids. The transcript is spliced from 3 exons.